GUCAUUGUGAUGUCAAGUCAAGUUAGAAGUUUAAAUGUUUGGUUGUAACUUGUAACGCUAAAACUUGAAAUAUCUUAAACUACUGUUAAUUCCACUUAGACGAAGAAAAUGUCUUUCAACUUCGGAAAUACUAGCACUCCAAAAACAGCUGCUACCGGCUUUACAUUACCGUCAAAUCCGGCAACUACUAGUGCUACUGGAUUACAGUUUAAUUUCGGAGGAGGAGACACCAAAACCGAAGUUAAACCAUCAUCUACAUUAUUUUCUACGGCCACAAGUGGCGCACCAGCUUUCGGGAUUGCCCCACAACCGGCAACAUCCGCGUCUGCUGCACCGUCGUUUAAUUUUGGUACGCCUACAACCCAACAGCCGACAGCAUCCGCUUUCGGUACAGCAGCCCUAGCCUCAUUGAGUACUCCAACAUCUUCUUCCCAAUUUGGACUAACCUCCAGGACCCCUAAGGACACAUCAGGGUUAUAUGGAUCAACCACAGCUGCAGCGCCUACUCCAGCAUCAACCGGACUUGGUUUUGGACCAGCAGUUUCAACAACGUCUUCAGCAGCCCCAGCUACUACAGGAACUACCCCCCUUUUUGGAGUCGCUUCUACCCCGAGCACCACUACAUUAGCCAGUGCCCCUGCUUUAGGUUUAUCGACUACAGUUUCUUCUGCUGCUUCAACAACUCCAUCGACUUCAUUAAGUACUACAACAGCACCCCCAGCUUACUCAACAUCGACACUUACUUCUACUGGUUCGUUAACUUUCAGUCAACUGGAAGAUUCUAUUAACAAAUGGACCAUUGAUUUGGAAGAGCAAGGGAAAUUUUUCAUUAAUCAAGCGAAGCAGCUUAAUGCUUGGGAUUCGUUGCUUAUUUCAAAUGGUGAAAAGAUUCUCAACCUGAACGGUAGUAUCGAGAGAGUCAAGCAGCAGCAACAGCAAUUGGAUCAAGAACUCGAUUUUGUCUUAGCACAGCAGAAGGAAUUGGAAGAGUUGAUAACACCGCUGGAAAAGGAAUUAUUGGAAAUUCCCGUGACGGACAUAGAUCGAAAUCAAAUGUAUCAAUUUUCGGAAAUAAUCGAUUCGCAAUUGAAGCAAAUGUCCGAUGAUUUGAAAGAAAUUAUCGAGCACAUUAACGAAUCCAAUAAAAGCGAAGAAGUUUCGAAUCCAUUGACGCAAAUUAGCCGCAUAAUGAACGCCCACAUGAAUUCACUCCAGUGGUUAGACAGAAAUACGGCGCAAAUUGUUUCUCAUCUCGAACAAAUCAAUAAAAUGCAAGACUCAAACCGAAGGAACUUUCCUCUCAAUCAUUCUUUUAAUAAUUCACUACUUUAAUUUGCCGAAUAAAUAAUUACAAAUACAUAAUUUCUUUUGUCUGUUAGCAUUAAUAUAGUGUUUUUUUUCAUGUUAAAUGUUUCAGCAAUAAAUACAAUUUCUACUUUGAAUUAAAU
This is a messenger RNA of Phyllotreta striolata, 1448 nucleotides long. The record is from the annotation of a GenBank genome assembly. NCBI's taxonomy places the organism in Eukaryota, Metazoa, Arthropoda, Insecta, Coleoptera, Chrysomelidae.